Molecule: messenger RNA, 1545 nt
Organism: Chiloscyllium plagiosum (whitespotted bambooshark)
Lineage: Eukaryota; Metazoa; Chordata; Chondrichthyes; Orectolobiformes; Hemiscylliidae
Product: UPF0450 protein C17orf58 homolog
Molecular function (GO): protein binding
Source: RefSeq, a predicted model, not a curated record
CAGUCCAUUAGCUGCUGCAUCUCCUCUCCGUAUGCUGAUUCGUCCCUCCUGCUGAUGAGGCCACUCAUUCACUGCCAAUUUAAGAUGGCUAGCAAAAUAAAAUGACAAGAGGAAAAAUGUUUUCACACAGCAAAUGGUUAAGACCUGCAAUAUACUGCCUGAAUGUGUUGUGAACGCAUAUUGAGUAAUUCAAAGAGCAUUGGAUACAUUGGAAACUGUGCAAGGCUGCCAGUUAAAGGUGGUGAAGUGGGACUAGAACUCACACCGCAAUUUGGAAUAACAACAGAUCGAAGAUCUUCCUCCUCAGGGCUUCUUGACCCUUCAGUAAAUCUGACAAAAUUGCCUCACAAAAAUCAGAGUCACCUGGAGUCCAGUCUACCUGUUCUUGAUGCCUUUUUUGAGAGAGAAGAGACAUCUUACCAACAAUACAAGAUCAAAAAUGAAAUCUCACAUGCAGAGGGUGAACUCAGUCCCAUGGUAUUUUUUGAAAAAAACCACAAAAGGAAUGAAAGCACAGACAGGCAGAAGUACAAGGCAACUGCAAAAGAACAUCCUGAGAGACAGGGAAAUUGGCAAUCAAACUACUUGCGAGGCCUAUAUCCAGAUAAAUCCAACUUGAAUAGGUCACCGAUCUACUAUAACCUUCUGGCCAAAAGCAUGCAGUCAAGUUUUUCCGUGUAUCCGAUCCACAAUUAUCAUCAGGGCACACAGCUCCAUCAUCAUGUAAUAAAACAGGGAGAAAGAGCUACAUCUUACAAUCUAGACCUUGAGGAGAACAGAUCCAGAAAAACUAUACGGUACAGAACAAGUGAAACAUUCAUAAAUGGAAGCAAUUCAUCAUCUGCAAUCCAUCGACGUCCUUCAAGUUUGCUCUAUCACUUCAACAUACUCAGAGAAGAUUACAAUAAAGAGUUAUGUUCAAUUGAAUGCAGAAAGGAAAAGAAUGAAAGAGAAUUCUACUGCAACAGUGAGUUCGCAAUCAGUGGUAUAGUCCAUGAUAUAGUGACCCUUGGUAAAGGGCUACGUCUGGUGACAUUAUUGGUAGACAGCAGUGGAUUCUAUCGCAUGAGUCGAUUAUAUGUCACGCCUGAUGGAUUCUUCUUCAAAGUGCAUAUUCUUGUUGUUGACACUUUCAACUGUAGAAGAUUGUGUCCGGACUUGAAGUUUGGUGGUAAAUACAUCCUGAUGGGCCUGAUUUAUCACAGGAGAUACAUUCUACCCACUUGGGCCCAAGAACGUGUUUCUGGGAGACUAAAGCCAGGAGAUGGACUGGUUAAGAGCAGCAGCUAUGUGAGACGAUAUAACAAAAAGAGGGACCAGAGAGUCCAGUUAGCACAUGAUGGGAAAUGUGGAAGUGCAUUUUUCAGAUCUCAGCAGAAUUGAAAUGGGCCAGUGUGUACUUUACAUUAUCUGUAACAAUAUGACAAGUAGUGUAAGCAUUGUUGUUUGCUAUUAUUAAUGAAUGUAGCUCAUUGUACUCAAAAUGUUCUAUAAUAUAAGUAGAGUCAAAGAAUCAUACAGCGUGGAAACAGACACUUUGGUCCA